Messenger RNA from Neltuma alba, 438 nucleotides. RefSeq names its product cyclin-dependent kinase inhibitor 7-like. The record is from RefSeq and is a predicted model, not a curated record. Lineage: Eukaryota; Viridiplantae; Streptophyta; Magnoliopsida; Fabales; Fabaceae. Gene Ontology annotation, biological process: negative regulation of cyclin-dependent protein serine/threonine kinase activity. The transcript has 4 exons. The coding region runs from base 1 to 438 and encodes 145 amino acids. Gene Ontology annotation, cellular component: nucleus. Gene Ontology annotation, molecular function: cyclin-dependent protein serine/threonine kinase inhibitor activity.
AUGACGUUUCGCUCAUAUCCUCCUGCUACUGUUGAGAAAGUCAGCAGAAUUGCCUUCUUCCGUGUUCAGCUCCGAAGCUCACAGUUGGCAGACACGGCGAUUUCUCCGGCUACCUCUGUGAAUUCCACUGCAACUAAGGUUUCCGGAGAACAUUUUCUGGUCGGUUACCGCUUUCCUGUUCCUCGCAAAGACAGGUACUCGUUGAACGAGUUUUACGGAGACUCGGAAGAAAUGACGGUGUUUCCGGUGAAGUCCUCAACGGAAGCCAGUGAGCAUCGGAAGUUUGCGGCGACAAAGAUGGCGCCAGAGGAGGAGAUUGAAGAGUUCUUCGCAAUGGCGGAGAAAUACGAGCAAAAGCGGUUCGCGGAGAAGUACAACUAUGAUAUUGUUAAAGAUAUGCCAUUGCAAGGUAAAUAUGAAUGGGUUCGUUUAAUUUGA